Molecule: messenger RNA, 1356 nt
Organism: Porites evermanni
Lineage: Eukaryota; Metazoa; Cnidaria; Anthozoa; Scleractinia; Poritidae
Source: the annotation of a GenBank genome assembly
AUGAAGUCGAUUUUACAGCAACAUAUCUACGGUGCUUAUAAAUUCCUGAGAAAUGUGUCGGACGAUGAAGAAAGUGAACAAGAAGAGGAAGAAAAGGAGAGUAAUCAUGCUAUUUCGUUGAUUGAAGAAGACGACAUAACCAAAACGAGUAAUUUGCAGACAUUCUGGAAUAUCUUCAACGCAAACCAAGGAGUAGCCAUCUUGGCUAUGCCAUAUGUUGUCAAAAGCGGCGGGUACUUUGCUCUUUUUGGAAUUGUGGCCCUGGCGUUUGUUUCCAAUUUCACCAAUAAAAUUCUUGUGCAGUGCCUCUACGAAUACUCCCCGGAUCUGACCUCGUUUCGCGUCCGAAACAGCUAUGUGGAAAUCGGGGAAGCAUUCUCGCCGAAGAUUGGCCGCCACCUGGUGAACGCAGCGCAGAUUUUCGAACAGGUCUCCUACUGCACUCUUUUGCUCAUUCUAUGCGGAUCCAUCUUGGCUUCAACGUUCCCUUUCGUCCCACUGUACCAAAGCCAUUGGACAGCGCUUGGAGCGAUGUUGCUAUUGCCAAACAUAUUUCUGAAGUCUCUUAACGAAGUAUCAUGGGUCAGUUUCCUCACAGUGCUGAUCGGUGAGAUCAUUUACUUAACGGUCACAAUAUACGCUAUCAUGCAUCACGAGCGCUGGAAUUUCGCCUCCAUGCCCGACUUCAAGUUGAAGACGUUCGGCGCCGCAGCUGGCAUCAUCGUCGUGAGUUACUCGUCACAGCCUUACAUGCCGGCCAUCGAAGGGAGCAUGAAGGAGCCACAGAAAUUCACAAACGUAAUGAGUGUAACGUACGUGGCAGUUACAUUUGUAAAAGUUGCAUUUGGAUUCAUCGGCUAUCUCACCUUUACCGAAGACACAGAUCAGGUCAUCACCAACAAUCUACCGGACGGGGGACUUCACAUGUGUGUUAACCUUCUCGUUUUACUUCUUGCCGCUACAUCUUACACUAUCCCAGUCUACACAGUUUUCGAUAUUCUAGAAAACAUCGAGUUCCCUUUCUGCAAGAUAGACAACCCCAAAGAGACAAAAGACAAGAUUUCCUACGCCCAAGCGCUUGCCGCCCGACUCUGCAUAGUUUCUUUCACGCUGUUUGUAGGGGUAUUAAUUCCUCAUUUUGGGCUUUACAUGGCUCUAGUUGGUAGUUUUACCGGUAUGUGUUUAGCGUUUAUUUUCCCCGCUAUUUUUCAUAUGAAGAUAUGUUAUGAUAGAUUGCAAUGGUAUGAUUUUGUUAUUGACACGGCUGUUGCAUUGUUUGGGCUUGUAGGCGCAAUUAUAGGUUGCCACUUUUCAGUUUUGGCUCUCAUAGCAGAGUACCAGAAACAUGAACUUUGA